This is a messenger RNA of Penicillium waksmanii, 1878 nucleotides long. RefSeq lists its product as uncharacterized. Bases 1 to 1878 code for a protein of 625 amino acids. NCBI's taxonomy places the organism in Eukaryota, Fungi, Ascomycota, Eurotiomycetes, Eurotiales, Aspergillaceae. The transcript has a single exon. The record is from RefSeq and is a predicted model, not a curated record.
AUGGGGAGUCUCCUGCAGUUGCUGCAAAGACCCCGGCGUCAAUUAAGUCGGUCACUUUUGCAGCCAUCGUUGCGCUGUGUCUCUCCUCUCAGCAGUGUUGCUGCUCAGUCUUCCGACCCGUCCCCAUCAGAGCUUCUACGUGCUACACUCUUAGGGUCGGUCACGUCCAAGACCAACAAUAAAACUAAUGACGAAAAAAGCCGCCGGGUUCUUGAACUGCUUGACUUUCAAUGGCAACGCGGUAGUCCUCCUCCGUCAUUAUGGUACGCUCUAAAGGGCGUUUCGCCUGCCGCCUAUACACAGGGCCAGAGCCGGCUUCUCUCAAUUGCAACUCUAUCUUCCCUUCGAGACGUGACAGAAAGACUCGCCGUGAAUGACCAGGGAUCCGACUUAUUACAAGCAAAUUUAAAGACGAUUAUUUUGCGCUGCCGUACAAAACAUCCGUCUACGGAAGUUCUCUCAACUUUGGGAGAUAUCGUUGUGAGGCUUCAGCGACUAAAACUCUUGAUUGACCCCACGCUCUACGAACUCGGAAUGUACAUCGCUGCUCAAAAUCUUUCGUCUGAAGCAUUUUACCGAUUCUUCACAGGUCUCCUUGAGUUGAACCCUGGCCAGUUGCACGUCGAAAAUGGCUUUGAAAUUGUUGAAGCUUUAUACGAAACUGUUCGCCAAGAGCUGUUCGAAACCCCACAUUAUGACACCACACAUAUUCUUGCUGAGAUCACCGGUGAAUACGAUGCUAUGUCGGAGAGUGGUCAUGUCAGAUUCCAUGAUAUACUCCGCUCAAAGCUCAAGGACGACCGACAUUUGACUAGCUGGACCAAUUAUCUCUGCUUAUUAUCCAGACUUCAAAGCGGCGAGCCUUUAAUCAAAUUAUGGAACGAUUUCCUAGACACAUUUCCGGAAGAGAGCCAGGAGACUUUGCACUCGAUGUACAACGUCGUCCUAGAUUUAGUGCGGGCCAGGCGUUCGGAAACGGCUGCUAAAUUCCUUGAAGGCAUUUCGAUCCGCAAUGGAGAUAACCUGCCACAUAUUGCAACUUUCCAAUCUUUACAAGAAAUACUUGACGACUCUUUUAUCUGCGAAACUUUGGCAGAUAUUGCAGGCGAUCAAUAUGAUGCACUGCUCGAGGUUGCCUUCAAACACGUGGAACAACGACUAGGAAUCCGAUGGGAGAAAGCUCAACAACCGGAAAACGAGGCCCAUAUCAGCAUCACCGCGGACUCGCCAUGGUCAGUAUUCGAAGACCAUCCCCUUCUGACAAUCGACGGCGAUUGUGCCGGCUAUGACGACCCAAGUCGGCUGUAUGCUGAGCUUCAAGCCUCGGGCUGUUCUCGCUCACCAAACCAACUGGGCCAAAUUGUGGAACUACUUCACGACAAUGAUGGCAUUGGACUCGAAGUCGUUCCAGACGGCGUUAGUGAAAUUGAUAUACCAGAACUUCGAUGGUGUCCUCGACAUUCGCCUGUUAAAUUCUCGCACGCUGAGCUCCCACCCAUGUCAGACCGCUCCCGAGAAUGGACACCGGCAUCACUUGGACUAAUAUGGGUUCGUCCUCUUAUCAACGGCGUGCCUCGGCCAAGAGGAAAGUCUUUUCAUCUCAUGCAGCUGGGUUCCCUGGAUAUGCGGAGCGGGCCACAUGAGGCGUGGCAGCCAUCGGGUUACCUUGUCGGCUGGGACCGUCAAUCUGGGCAUAUGAGUGCAGUAUUUGUUGGGACAGAUCGCGAAGUUAUCGACCGCGGUCCCAUGCCAUCAGAUGCUCCAUUUGGAACUCUGCUACGUAUUCGGCCCUCUCAUAUGCCAGACUCUGGUCUUUGGAGCUCCGUGGAUCCGUUCCACUUGGAUCUGGACCCAUGCCUAGACCUAGGCUUUCGAUAG